This is a messenger RNA of Anthonomus grandis grandis, 2730 nucleotides long. It is a transcript of the gene okr, whose product is annotated as DNA repair and recombination protein RAD54-like. Gene Ontology annotation, biological process: reciprocal meiotic recombination; double-strand break repair via synthesis-dependent strand annealing. The transcript has 14 exons. Lineage: Eukaryota; Metazoa; Arthropoda; Insecta; Coleoptera; Curculionidae. Bases 229 to 2553 code for a protein of 774 amino acids. The record is from RefSeq and is a predicted model, not a curated record. Gene Ontology annotation, cellular component: nucleus. Gene Ontology annotation, molecular function: ATP binding; ATP-dependent chromatin remodeler activity; DNA translocase activity.
AAAUAGUUUUUAAAAUUUUGGCCUAAUUCGAUUUUGCUACUUGUUUAAGAGGUUUAAUUGUUUGUAGUAGUACAUGUAUCUGUUUAAGUUUUAACGUUAAAUGCUUAUGUUUUGUGGUUUUAGCAAGUUCGAGUUUUAACCGUUUUUUGUUUUCUGGUGUCAAUAUUUUCAAUAUAAUUUUCGUUAAUAGCUAUUUUGCAUUAUCUGAAUUUUAUUAGCCUAGACAAAAUGAGACGAAGUUUGGCACCCAGUCAAAAAGGAAAUUCUCCAGUAUCUGUGCAGAGUAAUGGAUUAUCACAUCCCUUACCCAAGUAUUCAUCUCCUCUUACAAUGCCAUUAAAAAGAACUAGAGACUCAAAAACUAAUGAUGUGAAAUCAAAGCUAAGAAAGCCUUUAGGAAAAAAUCAUGAAAAUGAAGAAUUGGUUAUUUUAUAUGAUCAUGAAGAUAUUAUUAAAAAGCUGUCCAAGCCAUUUCUUUGUCCUAUACCAAAUUGGGAAGGGGGUCAAACUACUAAAAAUUUGGGCAUGCGGAGGCCACAACAAAGAAGGGCCCUAUACGAUCCAAAUAUGCCAAAUGCUUUAGUACUAUUUGCUCCACAAGCUCAAACUAGACACGAAAUGCUAAAGAAUGAUAAGGAUGUUCUUGUGCAUGUGGUUGUGGAUCCAGCUUUAGGUAAUAUUCUUAGACCACAUCAAAGAGAGGGGGUUAAAUUUAUGUAUGAUUGUGUAACAGGAGUCCAAAUCCCAGGCUCUUAUGGAUGCAUCAUGGCAGAUGAGAUGGGUUUAGGAAAAACCCUUCAGUGCAUAACAUUACUAUGGACGUUGGUUCGGCAAGGACCGGAAGCCAGACCUACCAUAACCAAAGGAAUAAUUGUUUGUCCUAGUAGCUUAGUAAAAAAUUGGUAUAACGAAAUAAAUAAGUGGUUACAUGGAAGAUUACCAGCCCUUAUGAUAGACGGAGGUCCUGAUGUGAAAAAAAAAGUAACCCAAUUUAUGCAAAGCCAAGGCAGAACGUCCAUACCAGUUCUAAUAAUAUCUUAUGAGACAUUCAGAAUGCAAGCGGAUAUUUUACAUAGCAGUGAAGUUGGUUUAGUUCUAUGUGAUGAAGGACAUAGGUUAAAAAACUCUGAGAAUCAAACUUACAGAGCCCUUAUGGGUUUAAAAACCAAAAGAAGAGUAUUACUUAGUGGCACUCCCAUUCAAAAUGACUUAUUGGAAUAUUUCAGUCUCAUUCAUUUUGUGAACGAAGGUCUCCUAGGAACAGCAAGUGAAUUUAAAAGAAAAUAUGAGAAUUGUAUUUUAAAAGGUCAAGAUUCUUUGGCUUCUCCUGAGGAACGUAAAAAAGCUGUAGAAAAAAUAUCCGAACUCACAACAAUUGUAAAUAAAUGCCUUAUACGCCGCACAUCAGCAUUAUUAACGAAAUACUUACCUGUCAAAUUUGAGAUGAUUGUCAUUUGCCAGUUGACUCCUUAUCAGAAGCAGAUUUAUUUAAAUUAUAUUCAUUCGGAGGCUAUCAAGAGGACCAUCGUUAAUAGCGAAAGGGGAGAAACCACUGGUGGUACAAGCUCUCUUGCAAGUAUAACUACUCUCAAAAAGCUAUGUAAUCAUCCAGAUCUGAUACUUGAAAAAAUUGAAGAAGGAGCUGAGGGUUUUGAGAAAUCGAGAAAUAUUUUACCUCCUAAAAAAGGAGAAAUGGACGUCAGACCCGAGCUAUCUUCAAAACUGAUUGUUUUAGAUGCAUUUUUAGCCAAUUUAAAAGCCAACUAUACUGACAAAGUAGUUUUGGUUUCUAACUGGACACAAACCUUGGAUCUAUUUGAAAAGCUGUGGAAAAAGAGAGGUUAUCAGUACGUUAGACUAGAUGGAAAGAUGAGUAUAAAGCAACGUGCCAAAGUGGUGGAAAAUUUUAACAAGCCCGAUUCAAAGGAAUUUAUUUUUAUGCUGAGUUCUAAAGCAGGAGGAUGUGGAUUAAACUUGAUAGGAGCUAACAGACUGGUAAUGUAUGAUCCUGAUUGGAAUCCAGCAAAUGAUGAACAAGCCAUGGCAAGAGUGUGGAGGGACGGGCAGCAAAAACCAUGCUACAUUUAUAGAUUUUUUUCGGCUGGUACGAUCGAAGAAAAAAUAUUCCAAAGACAAGCUCACAAAAAAGCUCUUAGUUCCACUAUAGUUGAUAUGAAUGAAGAGACCGCAAGGCAUUUUAGUGUUGCGGAAUUACGGGAUCUUUUUAGACUAGAAAAUACCGAAUCGGAUACACACGCAAAAUUGAAAUGCAAAACAUGCCUUAAUAAAAUUCCAAUCAAAAAUCCGCCUGAUGAGGCGGAUUGCACCUCGGAUUUAUCGCUGUGGUAUCAUUGUUGGGAUAAAAAAGGACUUGCUGAUGUGGUUCUAAAGCAAAUUUGGGACGUAUGUAAAUAUAUUUCAUUCGUCUUCCACCAAAAGUCAGCGAAGCAAGAAGUAAAGAAGAUAAACAGCUUUAAAGAGGAGGAGGAGGAGCAGAAAGACUGUGAGGAAUCUGACUAUGAAGAAAAUGAUGAUUCCGAUUCUGACUAUUAGUGUUUCUUGUUUGUUCUAAAAUUAUUGUUAAUUUGUCCAGGAUAUGUCUUAUGUAGUUGUUAAUUUUUUUUGUUAACGUGAUAAGUAAUGUUAAUGCAGAAGCAUUUAAAAUACAUCUAAUUGGGGUGUUUGUUACCAAUGAUUAAAAAGUGAAAUAGAUGUUUCUUUUAAAAUAUA